Messenger RNA from Manis javanica (Malayan pangolin), 1007 nucleotides. The record is from RefSeq and is a predicted model, not a curated record. Lineage: Eukaryota; Metazoa; Chordata; Mammalia; Pholidota; Manidae.
CCCAGACCCACCCCAUCUCCCAGCACAUAAAUAUGCCAGCCUCACAGAAUCCUGCUGGGUGGGAAGGAAAGAUCUGCACAUACAGACCAGCAAAGAGUAGCUCAUCCUGUGGAAGGAAACUCAGAGGAGAGACUCUCGGUAGGACAGCGGCCAUGGACCUGAUCCCAAGCUUUUCCACAGAAACCUGGGUCCUCCUGGCUACCAGCCUGGUGCUCUUCUACCUAUAUGUGACCUACUUGCAUGGACUUUUUAAGAAGCUGGGAAUUCCUGGGCCGACACCGCUGCCUCUUUUUGGAACUGUCCUGUCUUACCGCAAAGGCUUUUGGGAUUUUGACAACAAAUGUUUUAAAACCUAUGGAAAGAUGUGGGGGUUUUAUGAUGGUCGACAGCCUGUACUGGCUAUUACGGAUCCGGACAUGAUCAAAGCCAUACUAGUGAAGAAAUGUUAUUCUUUCUUCACAAACCGGCAGAAACUUGCUCCAGUGGGAUUUAUGAAAACUGCAGUCUCCAUGUCUGAGGAUGAAGAAUGGAAGAGAAUACGAGCAUUGCUGUCCCCAACUUUCACCAGUGGAAAACUCAAGGAUAUGUUCCCCAUCAUUGGCCAGUAUGGAGAUGUGCUGGUGAGGAACCUGAGGAGGGAGGCAGAGACGAGCAAGCCCAUCACCAUGAAAGACAUCUUUGGGGCCUACAGUAUGGAUGUGAUUACUAGCACAUCAUUUGGAGUGAACACAUCCGAGCUGCUCACACACCUCCUCACACGCUUCCUGGGAGACCCAGGCCUUCCAGCCCAUGGAUUGGGCGAAUUGGACUCGCCGUUAGUGGAACAGAUGACUCUUGGAAUGGUCGUUCCUGUAGAGGAGCCAAAGGAUGGCCAGUUUGUGGCCUUCGUCCUCCUCCAUGUCAUUGGCCAGGGCCACCCAGUCAUCAAGAAGCCCCUGUGGGGCAGGGACCUGAAGGGCACCUCUCACAGCUGGAUGCUGAAGACAAAGGCCUUCGGGGAGGCCUGA